CAUUCAUCUCUCUCGCUUUCAAGGGAAGGAUCCAAAUGAAAAAAGUAUUUAAUAAUGCUAUAGUUAUAUUCAUCAAAACAUGUUUACGAACUCAUAUCAAGGUCGCUAGACAGCUACGUCAGAGUAUUUUUUACCAUAAACUAGGUCACACAGCUGUCUAGGUCACACAGCUGUUGUUUACGUCGCAGCUACAUUGACUCCAGACACGUACACAGAGCUAGCGAGGUCACACAGGUGUUGUUUACCCAGCAGCUGCAUUGACUCAAGUCACGUACACGGAGGGUAUAUAACACAGCAUUUCUCUUCAGUUCCUCACACCAUUGAAUGGAAAGCCUUCAGAACCUUAUCGUGGAAAAAAUCAGAGAGAAAUUCAGCAACAUGGCAGAGGAAAAGAAAAUCAAAGAAGAACCAAAAGAAGAAGAAAUGACUGAGAUUGAGCCAGCCAAGAAGUUUGGAUUCUCAGCCUCCGAGGAAAAAGAAGAAAAACCAGCAUUUCUUCUAAAGCCUCCCAGAAAUGAAGGCGGAGAAACUUACUUAGACAUACUGAAAAGAGAAAAGCAGGAAGACAAGGAGUUCUACAAAAUGAUCGUCAUCCAAGAAAAAAGAAGACUGGAUAAGAACCCUCACUUAGUGACAGGAACCUUUGGACCCGGAACGGGCACAAAAUCCCUCUACAGCAAAAUACAAGACCUGCUCAAGGAUUACUAUUACCCAGAAAACGAGUUCAACAGGCUGAAAUUGGACGUCAUUCUAGCAGAAAAAAUAAAGGAAGAGGCUGAAGCAGAACUACAACAGAAAAGAGACGUGGAAAUGGAACUGCAGAUCACCAAAGAAGAACUACAAAAGGUCAUCAAAGAAAAUGAAAAAGCCACUAAGAAAAUUCAUGAUUUGAAAGAAGAAGUCGGAGAGCAAGAAAAAGAAAUUGAAGAGCAAGAAAAAGAAAAUGACGAACAGGAUAAAGAAAUAGACAAACUGGAAGAAGAAGUCGAAAAACUGAAAGAAAAAAUCCACAAACUAGAAAAAGUUCCUCCCCUAUACUUCUCCGAGGAAGAGUACAAAAGACUAAAAACCUUCAAUUGGAUACUAGAAAACGAGCUAGAGAGAGCAGAUAUGAAAAAUACUGCACUGGAAGAAAAACUGACUGAAAAAGAAAACGAACUGCAGGAAUUGAAGGACAAUCUCCAAGAAAACAGAGAAAUAAUGAAACGCAUGGAAUGCGAAAUGGAAACUUGGAUCGACUUCGAUUACGUACAAAAAUCAAAGGAAAUGGAGAAAAAACUGGCUGAAAAAGAAAAAGAACUCCAACAAAAGAAUGACAUGAUAACUCGCAUGGAAGCCGAUUUGUUCACUUGGAUGGACAACGAUGCUAAAAGAAUCCAAGAUAAAGAAAAAGUCCUGGAUAAAAAAAUGACAGAAAAAGAAAAAGAGCUCCAAGAAUACAAACAACAUGUCAAAGAAAUGGAAAAUAUCAACCAGAAAAUGAAAGAAGAAGUACAGAAAGCCACUCCCUUAUACGAUACCUCAGAAGCCGCAACUUUCAUCAGAGAAAUUCAACAGAAAGCUGAUGAACAAAUCCAAAAAGCUAAAGAAAAAUUGGCCCUCAUGGAAGCAGAAGUCGACGCACUCAAGCUAGACAACAAAGAAAACGUCAAAAUAUUCGGAGAAAUACUGGACCAAAUUCUCCCCCACAUCAAGGAUAUGACAGAAACUUUCAACGAAGCCGAAGAAUGGGUGAAAGCAGCAGCCACAGGACAAGAAAGAGAAGCAUGGAGCAUUUAUGUCGAACCCAAAAUCGCCACGGAAGAAAAAUUCAAAAGUCUCAAGGCACUCUUCACCGAACAUUGCAAAAAAUUCUGCUUCGUCAGAAACGGAAGAACCCACAAUAUCAGCGGGGAAAUUCAGCUGAAAAAACCACUCAACAUCAAAGAACUCAACAAACUCCUGGGACCAAACAUCUAUCUGAACGGAGGACCGAAGGAACAAGCCACUGAAAAAUGGUCCAUGGCCGCGAAGUUCAACGAAAAUGAUUAUUUCUCGAUCUUCUUCACGGAUCAAGCCCUCAAAGGCGGAGAAACAUCAUGUGAAAUCAGCAAAUAAACGUGUUCCGAGUGAAAAAAAUUCGUUUCCGAGUGAAAAAAAUUGUUCUUUAUUAACAUUU
Magallana angulata is the source of this 2158-nucleotide messenger RNA. Its product is annotated as myb-like protein X. The coding region runs from base 325 to 2097 and encodes 590 amino acids. NCBI's taxonomy places the organism in Eukaryota, Metazoa, Mollusca, Bivalvia, Ostreida, Ostreidae. The record is from RefSeq and is a predicted model, not a curated record. The transcript has a single exon.